AAUCAACCUAACCAAAGUUGUGAAAAUGUCUCAUAAAAAUAUAAACAAUAUCAAAAAAAUAUAAAUAUCAUGUUCUAAAUAUAAAUUUACACCUAAUUCAUUGAAUAAAAUUAAUCCACAAUGAUAACGUUAAAACAACGUUUGAAACGAAAAACCGAAAGUGCAGAGCCUACUUCUUCCAGGGUGUCCAUAAGAGAUAGACUCCUAGUGAAAGAGGCUCAAGAAAUGUCCAAAUUAUUACCAGCAUGUUGCUCCAUUGAUUAUUUGAACGUUAACGAUUUAAGUAAGUUUAUUUUAAUAGUGAAACCGACUGAAGGCUACUGGGAAGGAGGGACAUUUAGAUUUGAAAUAAACGUUACUGACGAAUACAACAUGGAACCUCCUAUAGUGAAAUGUAUAACAAAAUUAUGGCAUCCUAAUAUUACUGAAUCGGGUGAAGUUUGUUUAUCUCUUUUUAGAAGGCACAGCGUUGAGGAUGGUAUGGGUUGGUCACCGAUAAGAACACUAAUCGAUGUUGUAUGGGGUCUUAACGCUCUAUUCACAGAUUUGUUAAAUUUUGAAGAUCCUCUUAACGUGGAAGCUGCCGAAAUGUAUAGGAAUUCUAAAGAAGAAUUUAAAAUUAAAGUAAUGGAAUAUGUUACUAAUUAUGCUCAAAAAUAGUUUUGCCUGCAUUGAUAUUCAACAUUUUGUAUUCAUUCAAUAAUUUUUUUUAUUGAAAAGUAUAUUAUAUAAAUAUGUAUAUAAGGGUUCUACAAAAUAAAUAUAUGAAUGCA
Phyllotreta striolata is the source of this 773-nucleotide messenger RNA. NCBI's taxonomy places the organism in Eukaryota, Metazoa, Arthropoda, Insecta, Coleoptera, Chrysomelidae. The record is from the annotation of a GenBank genome assembly.